This is a messenger RNA of Sphenostylis stenocarpa, 1539 nucleotides long. Lineage: Eukaryota; Viridiplantae; Streptophyta; Magnoliopsida; Fabales; Fabaceae. The record is from the annotation of a GenBank genome assembly.
AUGCUGCCUAGAAGUAGAACCCUUCCUAGCAGAAUUCACCAAGGAAUUAUAGAAGAAAGGCAUGAUGUUAGGCACUACUUACAAGUAGAAGUGCGACCUAAUACUCAAACGGAGAGUGAAGCUAUGAAUAUUCAGCCUAACUAUUCCAACUGCUUCGAUGAUGAUGGUCGCUUGAAGAGAACAGGAACAUUUUGGACGGCAACUGCUCAUAUCAUCACUGCUGUGAUAGGGUCUGGAGUUCUUUCUCUAGCAUGGGCAGUAGCUCAGCUUGGUUGGGUUGCUGGACCUGUUGUCAUGUUUCUCUUUGCUUUGGUCAAUCUCUACACUUCCAGCCUACUAACACAGUGUUAUAGGACGGGUGACUCAGUUAAUGGGCAGAGAAAUUACACCUACAUGGAGGCAGUAAACUCCAUCUUGGGGGGAAAAAAGGUCAAGUUAUGUGGCUUGAUCCAAUAUGUCAAUCUGUUUGGAAUUGCAAUAGGGUAUACCAUUGCUGCUUCUGUCAGCAUGAUGGCCAUAAAAAGGUCGAAUUGUUAUCAUAACAGUCAUGGAAAAGAUCCCUGCCACAUGUCAAGCAAUGGAUAUAUGAUGACAUUUGGAAUAGCAGAAGUGAUUUUUUCCCAAAUCCCAGAUUUUGAUCAGAUGUGGUGGCUAUCCAUCGUUGCAGCUAUCAUGUCCUUCACUUAUUCUUCAGUUGGAUUGAGUCUUGGCGUGGCCAAAGUAGCAGAAAAUAAAACUUUUAAAGGAAGUAUGUUGGGAAUCAGCAUUGGCGCAGUGACACAAGCUGGAAUAGUAACAAGCACACAGAAAAUCUGGAGGAGUUUACAAGCUCUGGGGGCAAUGGCCUUUGCAUACUCUUUUUCCAUUAUCCUCAUCGAAAUUCAGGACACCAUAAAAUCUCCACCUGCAGAGCACAAGACCAUGAGAAAGGCCACAACGUUGAGCAUAGCAGUUACCACAGUGUUCUAUUUACUCUGUGGAUGCACGGGAUAUGCAGCCUUCGGAGACAAUGCACCUGGAAACCUCUUAACCGGUUUUGGGUUCUAUGACCCUUAUUGGCUUCUGGACAUUGCCAACCUUGCAAUUGUUGUGCACCUAGUUGGGGCAUACCAGGUUUUUUCCCAGCCUUUAUUUGCAUUUGUGGAAAAAUGGAGUGCACGUAAAUGGCCAAAAAGUGGUUUUGUCACGGCAGAAUAUGACAUACCGGUUCCCUUCUAUGGGGUGUACCAACUAAACUUCUUCCGCUUGGUAUGGAGAACCAUUUUUGUGUUGUUGACGACCCUCAUAGCUAUGCUCAUGCCUUUUUUCAACGACGUGGUUGGAAUACUUGGCGCUUUUGGGUUCUGGCCCUUAACAGUUUAUUUCCCUAUUGACAUGUAUAUUUCGCAAAAGAAGAUUGGACGAUGGACUAGUCGAUGGAUUGGACUUCAGUUACUUAGUGUUAGUUGCCUCAUUAUUUCGUUAUUUGCUGCCAUUGGUUCCAUGGCCGGGGUGGUUUUGGACCUCAAAACUUACAAGCCAUUCAAAACUAGUUAUUAA